Messenger RNA from Crotalus tigris (Tiger rattlesnake), 923 nucleotides. Its product is annotated as ras-related C3 botulinum toxin substrate 2. Gene Ontology annotation, molecular function: GTP binding; GTPase activity. The record is from RefSeq and is a predicted model, not a curated record. NCBI's taxonomy places the organism in Eukaryota, Metazoa, Chordata, Lepidosauria, Squamata, Viperidae. The transcript has 7 exons. The coding region runs from base 122 to 700 and encodes 192 amino acids. Gene Ontology annotation, biological process: small GTPase-mediated signal transduction.
UGCUGUUAAUUCAGCUUCAGUUUUGACAUAUCUAUAGAAGACUUUCCACCAUCAACAUUUGUUGAGCUGCUUCGUUGCUCAAGAGGCUUCCUGAACUCCACAGCACUGCUAGGCCGGAGACAUGCAAGCCAUCAAAUGUGUGGUGGUAGGAGAUGGAGCUGUAGGUAAAACUUGUCUCCUGAUCAGCUACACCACCAAUGCAUUUCCAGGAGAAUAUAUUCCUACUGUCUUUGAUAACUAUUCUGCCAAUGUGAUGGUUGAUAGCAAACCUGUAAACCUGGGAUUAUGGGAUACAGCUGGCCAGGAAGAUUAUGACCGCUUGAGGCCUCUCUCCUAUCCACAGACUGAUGUGUUUCUCAUCUGCUUCUCUCUGGUCAGCCCUGCAUCUUAUGAAAACGUUCGUGCUAAGUGGUUCCCUGAAGUACGACAUCACUGCCCUAGCACUCCAAUGAUCCUGGUGGGCACAAAGUUGGAUCUCCGGGAUGACAAAGAUACUAUUGAGAAGCUGAAGGAAAAGAAGCUGGCCCCUAUUACAUACCCACAAGGUCUUGCCCUAGCCAAAGAGAUUGAUGCAGUAAAGUACCUUGAAUGUUCAGCACUCACCCAGCGUGGCCUGAAAACAGUGUUUGAUGAGGCCAUUCGAGCAGUUCUCUGUCCACAACCUACAAAGACAAAGAAAAGGAGGUGCAAUAUCCUUUAGGGUAAAGUUGAUUCAGAAGAUUUUUCCAAACCUCUCCAGGGGAGAGGAAACAACUCUGUAAACAUCCUCUUAGUAAUCACAGUCACGCUGCAAUUGCAAAAGUCCCAGUGAAGAAAUUGUCUUGUGAUAAAUUUCCCCAGGAUUUAAAUGAAACAUGGAAUAUCAGAGAAGCUGCAACCCAUUGGAAAGAUGUUUGUAUAAUAAACAACAAGAUAUUUAUAUA